UGUAACGCGGCUUCAUAUUCAGCUUUGAGGGGAAGGCCCAAGUCAAGAUGGUCGUCACGGGGCAUUCUUCCCUCUCUUUGGCCUCUGCCUGAUCUCGUCAUCAUCUCAACGACAUGCUAGACUGCUUCCUUUCGUGAAAACAUAAAAAAGGUCCAGAACUACCACAAAAAUGAGUCGCUCUGGUGCCAAACAUCCUGAAAUGCCGAACAUUCGCAUGUGGGUGGAAAACGUAGCAGGAACCAAGAUCGACAAGGCUUUUGGAAGGCAGCCGCAACCCCCCUACGCGCCAAUGCGGGCAGAGCUCCGUCCAAAUCUCCCGGUCUGGGGUCAGACCCUUCCAAUAUCAGCCCAGGUUGUGGAUAGCAACAAGCCACACCCAAGAUCCGCUGAGUCCGACGCACUGAGGACUGCCCUCAUAGAAUACAACAAACUCGGAAUCGUGCCAAAGCUUGAUCUCGACGUUGACAGGUGCACCUGGGAAGACGUCUUUAAGUGCAUGGCUGAAGCACAAGACCAGUACGAGGAAAAGGAAAAAACCUGGCGAGGCCGUCUGAGUCUCCGCUGGCUUUUCCGAAAAGCCGGCGACGUCGCAGAUCAAGUUGACCCCAUUCUCCAACUGAUGCCGGAAGACUAUGGCAUCGGUGUCUUAGCCGCUGGUAUUUCGCUUGUAUUGAUGCUUGCCAAAACGGCGAGUCAGAAUCGGCUCAAGAUCUUCGAAGCCUUUCAAGAGAUCCCAAUGAUGGUGGCAUCGGCAGCAGUGAAGCUUAGGCGCUUCCCAGAGGACCAAGAACUCAAGAGAUGCGGCGAGAAGCUUAAUCUAACGAUCCUCAAGACGGUUUCGAAUCUCAUAGGCUCCUUAUUGCCGGAACGUCAAGCAUCGAAAAUCCACUACUUUUCGGCGAGGCGUUUCAACGAAAGCGCUAUCGAUAGCAUAUUGGAGGGAUUACGAAAGGAUGCCAACGAGCUCAAAACCUUGGUCCAGGAUCUUUUGGACGACGCGGUUGUUGAGACACAAAAACUGGUGAGAGAAAUCAAAGGGGACACGAGCACUCUAUUGACUCAGAUGGGUACUCUCUCAACCCAAGGAUUCAGUAAUAAUGCCCUUCUGAAAGAGGUCGGAGACGACGUGAGAAAACAAGCAGCACAAGCUGAAAUGCAGGCCGCUGCCCGACAGGAGGAGUUGCUCACGAAGAUCGAAGCAGAGCGCAGAAGAGAAGUGGAAGUACUACGAUGUCAGCAAAUGUUGAUCGAGUCAAACAAGGCCAAGCACGCUCUAGAACUCAUGCUUAAGGACGUCGUUGUUGCCAACACUCUGGAAUUGGAAGCACAAAAUAGGAAAUUACAGCUGCUUCAGAUCCAUUUAGAUGAGAGAGAACGCGCCCUUACUCCGCUCCAGGGUUUGAUGACAGUACCCCAGUUCCUCAUCGCCAUCGGUGCAGACGAUCACAUUGGGCAAUCGACAACGGACAUUGAAAGAAUCUUUGGCCUCCGCAGCAGCAUUCAUCGGGUGGCUGAGGCCGAGGUUAUGUCAGUGGUCCAGUCCUCCGGGUUUCGCACCUGGCUUGUUCCCAACCGCUCGGACGUCGUUCUCAUCGACGGAACCAGCGCAACAUCACACUUCGCGGGCCACGUCGAGCGCGUCUCGGCCAGUUCGAUCCUCUGUGCCUCUCUCCUUUCGCAGCUGGGAAGCAGCCAACCGGAAAGUUUCCGACUCUAUCAUUUCUGUGGGUUGCAUGCGUUCGAGAACGACGAGCUUGAGCUAGGUGCUGGCGGGCCCCGGGGUCUGAUGCGCCGUCUUCUCUGUCACCUGGCCACGCAGGCACACCGUCGCCAUUUACUGCGUCUAGACUUUAUCGACGACCGUACCUAUCGCGACGGGCUCAAGGAGCAGCGGAUCGAGUAUCUGUGCGACGCCUUCUAUAAGAUAUUGCAGGAAAUGCAAUCCGAGCUGGCACUAGAUCUGCCCAUCUACUGCGUCGUCGACGGUAUCGCGCACUACGAGACGGAGGAGUGGCGGGGCGAGCUAGCCUUUGUUGCCCGAAUGUUCAGGGAUAUCGUGACCGACACCAAGCUGAAGCCCUGCUUCAAGUUGCUGCUGACGGGUCCCCACAGAGUUCGCUAUGUGCAUGAUAUGAUGGGCUUGCCUGCCGAGAAGCGCCUGCUUGUGAAACCGGCAAACAUGAGCCAGGCUGUAGGAGAAGCCGAGCGCAGCCUGGUUUCUGGCUCGGAGCAGAUGUUGGUGGCACGGAGGCUGCAACUCCUGGAGAAAAAUAAGAUGGCAGGGCAGAGCAUGUAUCAUGAUGACGACUACGCGUCUGAUGAUUAUGAUUGAGAAACCUACGUUUUUGAUCACUGAUGAUGAGAUACCGUACUUCCACCUGUUUGAUGUCGGGUGCUCAAGUACAAACAUUAACCCAUCAUUGUUCCUAUCUUCUAGUCCUCUGCUGUGACACCUUCACUACAUUCCUUGCACUGUUGCACAUAGCUGCGGAUGCUCGACGCAGCCUGAUACCUAUCAAGGUAGAAGCUACCGUCAAGACCAUCAUGGGUAACCUUUUCAGUUCUUGAUCAUGUCACGGUAUGUCACAAACCUACUAAGCUAAUUGCACUUAGUCACAUAGUUUUCUGUUAGCAUCUCUGCAGCUAUGAGCUCGAGAGUCCGGGGCUGUACUGAGGCUACACGUACGACUAGC
This is a messenger RNA of Canariomyces notabilis, 2693 nucleotides long. RefSeq lists its product as uncharacterized. The coding region runs from base 170 to 2332 and encodes 720 amino acids. NCBI's taxonomy places the organism in Eukaryota, Fungi, Ascomycota, Sordariomycetes, Sordariales, Chaetomiaceae. The transcript is spliced from 4 exons. The record is from RefSeq and is a predicted model, not a curated record.